Molecule: messenger RNA, 8660 nt
Organism: Populus nigra (black poplar)
Lineage: Eukaryota; Viridiplantae; Streptophyta; Magnoliopsida; Malpighiales; Salicaceae
Product: UBP1-associated protein 2B-like
Exons: 2
Coding region: 40-1215 (391 amino acids)
Molecular function (GO): RNA binding
Source: RefSeq, a predicted model, not a curated record
CCCCCACCCUCUCUCCCCUCUCAGCAUCUCUCAUCUGUAAUGGCAAAAACCGAAAAAACUAAGAAACUCAAGACCGCCAAAAAACCAGAAACCACCACCAAACAGAAACCGCUAAAGAAACCCAAACUCAAGAUACGAAAAACCAAACCCCUCCCUUCAGACCCUGCCGAUCUCUCAACCCUUCUCGAACCCUACACAAAAGACCAAUUAAUCGACUUAAUUACCAACUCUGCCAUUAAGAACCCCUCUUUGUAUUCUCUAAUUCAUCAACACGCCGACCGCGAUGUCACUCACCGGAAUGUUUUUGUCCACGGCUUCUCCUGGGACACAACGCGCCAAGACCUCGUAUCUGCCUUCGCCGCCUUCGGAGAAAUCGAGGAAUGCAAUGUUGUAAUUGAUAAAGCAACAGGUAAAGCAAAAGGCUAUGGUUUUGUCUUGUUUAAAUCGCGAAAAGCUGCGAUCUCUGCGUUGAAGGAAACGAAAAGAAUGGUUAAUGAUCGGAUGGCUAGUUGUCAAUUGGCUUCUGUAGGAUCUGCUAAUGCGGCCUCGGCGGCCAAAGGGAAGGAAUUGGAGGGUGGGGUGAGGAAGAUAUUUGUGAGUAAUGUAGGAAUGAGUACUGAUAAGGAAAAGUUGAGAGCUUUCUUUGAGAAAUUCGGAGAAAUUGAGAAUGGGCCAAUUGGGUUUGAUAAGGAGACUGGGAAGUCAAGAGGUUAUGCUUUGUUUGUUUAUAAGACCGUGGAGGGAGCCAUAAAGGCAUUAGAGGAGCCUCAUAAGAUAUUUGAAGGGCAGCAAUUGCGUUGCUCGGUCGCGACAGAAGGGAAAAACAAGACUAAUCAAAAUGUGGCGCAGGGAAUGCAGCAGGUGGUACAGCAGCAGCCGGUGCAUCAACAGCCUCAAGGGCAGUUUUUGGCAGCGGCGCAGAAUCUGGCAUUGUUUGGUCAGCAUCCUGGGUUUAAUCCACUGUAUAGCGCAUUGUUAGGGAGCACAGGUGUUGGUGGUGGCAUGAUCAGUCCAGUAAUCGGUCAGAGUAUGGUGCCAACUGCGACGAGUCAAGUGGGGGGAUUGGGAGUUGGGAGCCAGUCAACAUUGGAGGCAUAUAGGGCUGCGCAAGUGUUGCAGCAUGUUUAUUCGAGCACUACGCAGAUUGGGCAGACAGGGAUGGGUAGGGGUCAGGGGGCUGGUGGAUCAUUUACCGGCUAUCCAAAAUAUAUGUGAUGAUUUGCUGUGAGCUUGAGGAAAAAUGUUCAUGCUCCUUGGGGAAUUUUAUCUAGGAGAUAAUGUGCAUCAUUUGCUAGGGGGGAAUUUGAAGUGGGAAUAUUUCUAUAGUUGAUAACGUUAAGCUAGCCAAGUUGACUGAACUUUGUGAAGUAUUUCUGAUCUUCUUUAUCUUAAUCUUUCUCUUCCUAGCCCUUAUCUUCUUUGACAUAACUCAUAAGAAUUGAUACUUUUUAUUUUUCUAUAAGACAUAUAAUUAUUGAUAUUUUGGUUAUCUUCUCUUUUCAUUUUACUUAUGUUCCAAUACUGUAAUAUGGGACCAUGGUUUCUGUCUUCAUCUUCACAUAUAUAUUUGAAUCCUUGAUUUGAUGUUUAUGAUCCAUAGGCAAAUUUGGUGUGUGAAAUGAGUAUUAUCUAAUUUUUGGAGCGCUUUUGUAUAUUAAAUACUUUUUUUGGUAAUCUAACUUUAAUAAAAGGUUCAUGAGUAAUUUGUUUAUUCUACCUCAACCUUCUUGCUUCUAAUAUAUUUCAAGGACCAUAUUACUCGGAGGACUUUUAGCUGAUGUCCAAAGUAUUCAGUUAGUAAACAAAUUCUUAAAAUACUGCUCAAUGAUUGGGUUUGUGUGUGCAUUUUGUUGCCUUUUACACGUUUUUGUUUGAGAGUGAUUUGAACUACAAGAUCCUUUAAUAAUUUGUCCAAGGAUCUUGUGUUUUAUCUCGGUAUUUGAAAUCUAUUGAGGAUGUCUUUAACUAACUCAACUAUACCUGAGUUUCUAAAAUAGUUGAGAUCGACUUCAUGGAUUCUUUUCCUUUAUCUCAUUUUGUUUUGAGUUACUCCUUGUGAUACAGGAGAACCCAUCUUUGAGUAUCUUUCUUAUUUUAAGCUUGUUCAAUCAAAGUGCAUAUUUAUUUUUUCAUCUAGUAUAUUUUAUGGUUUACAGUUGGGUUUUGUCUUCCUUUCUUAUUUAUUUAUUAAUUUUUAUGGGUUGAGGAACUUCGAUGAUUUUUGCUAUAUUUGAUAUUUCUAUUUUAUUGGCUUAAAUGUGUGCCCAAAAAAUUGUAAAAAUGUGCAACGUGUUACGUGGCAAAAGUACAAAACUAUUUCGCUCCUUUUUUUCUCUUUUUUGUUUGGAAGAGUAUAAUGUAUGUGUAAAUUACAUUAUUGCACCUUGUUUUCUAGAGAUGAAAUGAUCUUAGUGGCUUUAUUUUUAAUUUGCCUAUUUUGAGUCAUAAUUUUAUAUCUAUUUUUCAUACUUGUAAACAUAUUAAUCAUCUGUUUGUGGUUGCUCCUUGCUGCUCCUCCUAGAGCUUUUUAUUUGUCUGUGUGCUCAUGCAAACAACAAUUGUUAAUUUUGAUUUGGAAUCUUUUCUGAAAAAUAACACAUCAUGGAAAGAAUGACAUAAGUCGAAAAAGUAUUUGAGAAAUAACAUAUUUUGAACACAACCAUGUUUCUGAAUAUAGCUUGUAUAGUCAUGUUUCAAAAUACAUGUUUUUUUUGUAAAUUAAUUAACAUGAAUAAAAGUUAACCCAAAAUUUUAUGAAGAUACAAUGGUCAAAAGAUGAGAUUCAAGAUUUAAUAACCAGGAAAAAAGAGAGGAGAUAAGGUGAUGUGGUUGAAAAGAGAAACAAGAGAAGAAAAAAAUGAAAAGAAAGAAUGGGUCACCGAGAACUUAUCAGAGCUCUAUUUUCAAUAUUCCUAGUACCAUUAGAAAUAUUUCAUCGAGAUGAUUCUAACUAGUUCUUGGAAGACCACCAAAUGAGUUUGUAACUAAUCCUAAAUUAACCCCAACAAAACUCAUAAUCGAUUAUGAUCUUGUUUGGUGGUUUUUUAAUGUGUGGAUAGUUAUAUUUCGUCGAAAUCUUUCUAAUAGUAUCAGGUGUGUCGAAAACGGAGCCCCAAUGUGUUCCUGGUAAGUCAUUCUUUCUUCUCUUUUUUUUCUCGUCUUGUUCUCACUCAUGUUACAUUAACUUAUCUCCUCUCUCUUUCUUAGUUAGUGGACCUUGAAUCUUAUUUCUCCGUCAUUGGAUCUCUAUAAAAUUAUAGGUUGACACUGUACAUGUUAAUUAAUUUGAAUGAAACAUUUGAAUGAGACAUGAAUUUUGAAACAAUCACUAGCUAAUUUCAAUAGUGAACAUAGUGGUUUUUACCUUUCUAAUCAUGAAUUGGAAAAGUAUUAAUAAAAGAGCAAAAUUUGAACACAACCGCUAGCUCAAAUUGUGCUCUUAUUUUUCCAAAACUUUAUUAAACUGUGUUAGAAAGGUAAAUUAAGCUUUCGAUCUGCUUCAAAGUCCCCUUGUGUAAUGAACAUGUUAGGACGUCCGCCAGAAUUAUUACUGCACUCGUCUCCCCCCAUCUCUCACACACGCACUCAUAUUCCAAAGUUGAUAGAGUAGAUAGCCUGCGAACAUUCAUGAUGGAAUAAAGGUUCUCAGAGAUCAAUGUACUGGCCGCUUUCUUGUAAGCAUUUACGUGGAUCCUGUUUUUCACUGUGUGCGCAAUAAUGAUGGAGAAUUAGUGGUGCGGUGCUGAUGAUAACUUCCACAAAGGAUUGAUAGGCAUCUAUUAUUUGCUUGAUUUGUAAAUUUGGCACAUAGUUCUUGUUCGAUAAUAUGGGUGGUGGAAAAAGCUUUUAGAGAAUCUUUGCUCAAAAUAUAUUGCGGUCGACUGUUCAUAAUUCAGCCAAGCAAAAUCUCCAAUGCUUGACUUAUUGAUUAGUGAAGGGAAACUUAUCGUUUAGCCAACAAUCAGUAUAUUGGAGUAAAGUCUUCUAAGAUCACUUGUAUGUUCGUCGUGCGUUGUCAUUUUCCAAAAAUACUUUGGUGAUGAUGCUAGUAAAAUAAAUCUAGUUGGGGGUUAGCUCAAAAUACUUGGGUGGUGCUGGGAUAAAUAGUGACGAAAUGGAGUGGUAAUGAUUUUGUGUAUAUGAUGGGAUAAAUAUGAAGGGGGGAAUACUAAUUUUGCCAAUGUGAGCAUAGCUGUACUUAAAUUGUGUAUGUGAACACCUUUACUUUGAUCUUUGCAUUUGUUGGCUAAGCUUUGCUGCUCCGGCGAGGCUACCAUUUGUUCUCUAUAGAUUAUAAGAUGGAAUCAGAUCCACCGUUGAAAUAGAAAGGAGAGUGAACAGCGGGGGGAAAAAGAAGAAGAAGAAGAAGAAGAAACACUUGGGGAUCAUGUACAACAUAUGAUAUCAACUUCUAUGAUUUUACUUGGUGGUCCUCGAAGAAGCAUCAAAUGUCCAAAUGGCUACAACAAUUAAUGGAUUAACGUUGUAAGCACACAUCUUCUGCCCAUUCACCUCUUCCACCACCUAAACAGAAACAUUAGUUUUUCAUGUUUAUUAGUGGGCAACAGUUAGCCAUGAGAUCAUUCCAUAAGCCCAGCCCAUUUGCGUAUAUAGCAGUUUAUCGGCAAGAAUAGAAACUGUGUCUGAUUGUGUAGCUAAAGAUCAUAAUCCAUCACAUUUCUCGAAUUAAUCAUUGCCGCAGCUCACAGUACUUCUAGAGUGCUCUCUAACCAUGCAAGGAAAAUACGAUAAUUAUGCAUAAUACCAUUAUCCUAAACAGGCCUCCUCGUAAUCUAAGUAGAUUAACAAAGUUAGAUAACAAAGUCACUGAGAAACAAGCAGUGUAUCUGGAGUGCGGAGGCUUUCACUAUUCUCCUACUUCACUUCUUCCUCUUCUUUGGGGGCUGGAGGGCUUCCUCAUCUUCAUCUUCUUCUUCCUCUUCGUUCUCUACCUCCUCAACUUCUUCCUCAGCCUCUUCCCCGCCAUCAUCGUCGUCAUCAUCGUCAUCUUCUUCAUCGUCAUCUUGACCUUCGCCAUCAUCUUCAUCAUCUUCUUGUUCCUCUUCUCCAUUCUCAUCCGCCCCACCUGCUCCACCAUCCGGACCCUUCUUUGAGUUACUCUUGUCAUUGUUGGGGUUGUUGGGCAAGUCCUCUCCAUCUUCAGACGACAAAUCUUCAUCACCUUCUCCAAAGCCACCAUCCCCUUCAUCAUCAUCCCCGUCGUCCUCAUCAUUACCAUCAUCUCCUUCUGCAUCAACUGGAUUAUCAUGGCCUUGUGCCUCAUCUCCCUUCAUUCUAGGUUUGGCAGUCAGCAACAACCCGCAGGGAUCCUGAAACCAUUUUUAUGAAAUAGCAUUUCAUAGUGGGUCUAACAGAGACUUUAUAUCUUAGGCAAUAGAUAAUGGUACGACACAAGGUCUCCAAAAUAGUACAAUAAAUAUUAUCGAAUUAAUAGCAGAGCUGUACAACACAGUUUUCCACGACUGGGAUAAACAAAAGGCAGCAUCAUGUGUGCUUAAUUAAAAAAUAAACAGAAAAACAUCAAGAAGAUAGCUACAGGGUAUCUUUCGUUGCAAAACCCAUUGCUAUUGCAAUUGACAUUAUACACGUUUAUUGCAUGCAAACGUGUAGAUAUAUUUAGGUGAAGGAAUUGAAAGGAAUUUUCUUCAUUUUGUUUAAGUUUUAUAUUUAAAGUUAAAAAAGUAUUGGCUAACCUCUGAAGUAAAAUUUCCAAAUCCCACACUACUCUCUUUUUCUUUCCGCCUUAAAGAAACUUUUCAACUAGCUACAUCAAUUUAGGAGACUUGUUGAAUUCCAUGAAACAAUAAGCCUGUGCGAAAAGAGUGUAAAUUAAAAGAAAUAAUUAAGUGAACCAACAAGAAUGGAAUUCUCAGCUGGUUGAUGGAAUAGCAUCAACAGGUGCGGUAGACCAAAUAACUGAAAGCAUCCAAGGCCAUAAACUAUCUCCAUUUGAAGAGGAAGUCAGUAAAGCGUCUUACUAUAGAGCAUGACAGCGAGAACCAGGUUCUUCUCUCUCCUUUUUUUUUUCAGAAUCUAUUUCUUUGUUCCCUAUUUUGAAAAGAAAGUGAGACAUGGCCACGGUGCCUCUGGAAUAUAUGUGGCAACCACAACCGGAAAGGGAAAUGAGGUUUCUCUUUACAGAUAAGAGAAACAUCCCUUCACUAGUCACACUCAUCUUACUGUUUGGGACACUUCUUUUUCUUCAAGAAAAUUAAGGCAUCAGUACAGAGAUUCCAUUAUGAUCAUAAAGCAAAUUGUGAAAAUAGUGCCUUCUACAUAUCCAUAUCUCGUAAGCGCUCAAUAAAACUUGUUACCACCCACAACAACUCUACUUUUUUUUUUCUUAAUGGGUCUGACUCUACCCUCAACUGUUGAAUCUUCGUAGGUUUAAAAUUUAAAAUUAUUAAUGAAGACCUAAAAAAUAAAAUAAAGCAAGUUGGUGGUGCGAGGGGGGCUCGUCAAAACGUACAGGCAAGGGUGGGAAAUAUAAUAUGCCAAAAAUUGGAGACCCUUUCAUGCAUCAGCAGAUUUGUCAUCUUGAAAUAAUCAAGAUUUAUCAUUAAAUGAUAACACGUAUCAACUAGGAAUAGUCUAUCUCCUAUGACAUAAGAAAUGACAAACAAGGCAUCCUAAGAGAAUAUUCUAACACGGCCUUAACAACAUCAAAAGAUGCUUUCCCAUUUGACAUGACUUUUCCUAUUACAAGUUACAACAUGACAUAAAAUAAAAAGUUACCCUGCAGAGUUUUUUUUUUUUUUUUAUAUCCCAGCCCCCACAGGCCCACGAGGGCAAACAAAACCGGGACUCAAACCGUGUCCUAAACCGUCUAUACCCCAAAUAUUUCUUCCUAUCCACGGCGCUCUUUAAUCACACAAAAAGCCCCAUGCGCAAUUUAGCCUACAGCGCGUUUCUACGGCGAGAAAGCAAGAUAAGGCCGAAUAAAAAAACCAAAAAGGACCUAGUCGCACGCAAGAGGCCAAUCCUAAGAAAAUGUCCAACCCCACCACCUAAAGAAAGCCACUCUGGCGCAUGUUAGCAGCAUAGAGAGCAUAUAACACGACUAGGGUCCAGAAAAACUAGCUAGAAACAGCGCAGGUUAGCAGGAAAUGAAACGUGAAACACGCUAACCUAAAAGGAACUCCAAACACAAACAGAAGCCAAAUAAAGGCAGGAACACAUCAAUUAACAACUUGAAGGACAACAAGCUUGGCAAAAUGAAAGAAAAACACUUACCUGGGCCAAAAGUUGGGCUUUGAAGAAAGCAGAAACUAGUAAAGUAGUCAGAACCUCGCAGGCGCACAUUAGCAAGCCGUUAGUAAGGGUAACUGUCACUGAUCCGUAUCGAGCCUCCAUUUGCGGGCGUCAAAAAAAGGAAAAAAAAAGAGAAAUAAAAAGCACCUGCGCAAACAGGAUCCAUGACCGUUAGAUCUGUUCCAAAAACCGUAUUAGCUGUCAGAUCUCGCACCGCGCAAAAGACAAAAAAAUCCAAAAAAAUAAAAAUAAAUGAAACUCAUAAUUAUAUAAACAAAAACAAAUAAAAAUCUUGUUUUCAAGAAUGUUCGUUUAACAGUGAAAAAAAAGUUAAACAGAGAGAUGAGAACGUAUUUUAAAGAAAAAGAGUUUUUUUCAACACAGAACUAGACAAAAAACAGCUUUCUGCGAGGAUAAACCCUUGCCGGCGACGGUCUUCGACAGAGAUAUUCAAAAUUGAAAAACCAGCACAAAGUCAAGUUAAACUAUAUCGGAAAUCGUAACAGAAGCAGACAAACUCCUGAAGUUCGAAGCAAAACAAGCAAAUUCUCAUGGAGAAAGCAUCAAAAUUCAACGGAACCAGAGAAUUUGAAGCAAAAACGAGCAAAGCUUCACAAAAAGGGAGAAUAACACGAUGAAUUACUCGGUUUUCACUGUAAACAAGAAAAUUGGGGCAAAGAGAGCUAAAUUUGACUCAAAGCGCUCACAAAAGCUCAAAACGGCAAGUAAACAAGAAAUCAACAGAAAAAAACUUUCAUUCUCAGAGGAAAAGUACAGAACCGAGCUCAAAAGGAAGCGAACCAAGCAGAGAAGUGAUCAAAACAGAGAAAUUAAAACACAAGGAAGAGAAUUAGAGAGGUGAAGCGUACCAGGAAUGAAGAUCUGAGCACAGAGAGAGCAGAUCUGGAGGUUUCAGGCUCUAAAACCUGAAGAAACAAGCGUUAAGAGCUCCAUGCAUUUUGGACCGUUGGAUCUUGAUCGUAGAGACAGAAGAGAGAGUCCAGAAGAUAUAGAAAAAAAUAAAUAUCAUCACAAAAAGAAAGAGAAAGCAGAGAAUACUGGUGUGGCAUGGUGACUGAUUGACUAACUGCCCGUAGUUUCUCGUUCAGGUUUAGGGCAGGUCGGGCAGGGUUCUUCUCGAUGUAAAUUUUGAAAAGAUCGUGAGUUCGGGCUGCCCAUGGAGAGUAAGAAAGGACAAGUGUGGGUAUUAUUAAAAAGAUUGUUAAUAAUUGUUUUUUCUUUUUACAUAAUUAUCUCUUUCUUCUUUUUAUUAAAUUGUAAUUUAUUAAACUAUGAGGCUUUUUGUUGAAGUCUCUCUGUCGUGAUUUUACUGUAUUGGCUUGUCUCUCAGUAAUCAUGGUUUGGUUAAUAAACCAGUUUAAGGUUAA